AUUCAUAGCCUUUAAUUCCAACUUAGUUAGCUCUCAUCUCUUUAAAACAGAAAAAGAAAACGUGAGACAAUAUAUAUGGCUCCUCCAAUUUAUUUGCUGCUUUUCACCAUUGCAAUCCAAGCAUUUGCGGCAAGUGGGUGCUUCGAGAUUGAGAGAAAUGCACUGCUAGCUUUCAAAGCAGAUCUAAUUGACCCUCGCAACCGCUUAGCCUCGUGGAAAAGCCAAAACUGCUGUACAUGGAAGGGAGUCGUUUGCAGCAAUACAACCGGUCACAUUUUGAAGCUCAACCUGCGAAACUCCUACGACAAUAUUGAUUACCUUUAUUAUGGUAAAAGACCGUCAGCUUUGGGUGGUAAGAUUAGUCCAUCUUUGCUUCUCUUAAAUCAUUUGGAGCACUUAGAUCUCAGCUUGAACAAUUUCAAUGGAAUUCGCAUCCCGACGUACUUUGGUUCUCUAAAAAAUUUGCGGUAUCUUAACCUCUCUCAGGCUUGUUUCAGUGGAAUGGUACCUCCUCAACUUGGAAAUCUCUCAAACCUUCAUUAUCUUGACAUAAGUUCUAUCGGUUGUGAUGCUUACGAUAUUGCAGUAGACAACUUCGCGUGGUUCACUCAUCUAUCUUCUUUGCGUUAUUUGGAUAUAAGUUUUGUUGAAAUGAGUUCUGCUACAUAUUGGUUACAAGCAAUAAACAUGCUGCCAUUGUUGAAAUAUCUUGAUAUGAGCAUGACUAGUCUUCCCACAAUUCCCAUUUCCCUACCAUAUCUCAACAUUACAACUCUUGGAGUCCUCAAAAUUGCAGGCAACAACAUCAACUCUACCUUGCCUAGAUGGCUAUGGAAUCUUACUAGCAUCACUCAUCUUGACCUUUCUCUCAAUGAGUUUCAUGGCUUUAUUCCUGAUGAAUUGAGUUGUCUGAAGUCCUUAAUUGUUCUUUCUUUAGGAUAUAACAAUUUCGAAGGCCUAUCACCAAAACCAUUUAGUAAACUUUGUGGCUUAAAUACUUUGGAUUUGACUGAAGUUGGUUUUAGUGGAGAAAUAAAUAAAUGGGUAGAGAAAUUGCCGAGCUGCACGCAACAAAAUUUACAAAUUUUGAAUUUUCCAUAUAACAACUUAAGGGGUAAUUUAUCAGGUUGGCUGGAGAACAUGACUAGCCUAACUGAAAUAGACCUCAAUGGAAAUUCACUAAAUGGGACCAUCCCACUUGGGGUUUGGAGGCUUACUAACUUAACUAGAUUAUAUCUCAAAAGUAAUUUCUUCGAGGGCACUAUAACAGAAGUCCAACUUUCUCACUUGCAAAGGCUAAAAUGGUUAGACCUGACAGAUAACUCCUUUAACGUGCAAAUUAGUCAUGAUUGGAUUCCUCCUUUUCAGCUAAAAGCACUUCACUUGUCUUCUUGCAAUCUGGGACCUAAAUUUCCUACUUGGCUUCAAGGACAGACACAAUUGGAAGCACUUGUCUUAUCAAAUAAUGGAAUUGUUGAUACCCUUCCCAAUUGGCUUUGGAAUAUUUCCAGCUCCUUGGUUUAUGUACAUAUCUCUAAUAACCAAAUCAAAGGGAAAUUACCAUGGUCACUGGACCAUGUCAGGCUACAGUAUUUAAAUUUGGGCUCAAACCAACUUGAAGGCCCAUUGCCAGCUCUCCCACAAACUCUUUCUUUCAUGAAUUUGUCCAACAAUCUUUUUACGGGAUCGAUGCCGAACUCUACAUUCUUAAGUUUACAGUAUUUGCUUCUUUCAAAUAAUAGCUUCGGCGGCAAUGUGCCACUCUCUUUAUGUGAGUCAGUUUCACUUCAAGUUCUUGAUAUAUCAAGCAACGAGCUAUCAGGAGAAAUUCCUUCGUGUCUAGGGAUGUUGCAAGAUCAACUUCUUGUUCUUGAUAUGAUGAACAAUGCUUUAUCUGGAAAAAUUCCUACCUCGCUCGGCAAACUAGGGGCUCUUGCGAUAUUGGAUUUAAGCAAUAAUAGCUUGUCAGGGAAAAUUCCUUCUUCUUUGCAAUAUUGUACACAGUUAAUUAAUCUUAACCUUGGAUAUAAUAAUUUUUCUGGAACAAUACCUAAAUGGAUUGGAGAAAGCUUACCGUUUCUCAUGGUGCUCAGCUUGUGCUCAAACACAUUUUCGGGUAGCAUACCUUCGGAAAUUGUGCAACUCGGAUAUCUACGAGCCUUAGAUCUUUCUCACAACAUCUUAUCUGGAUCUAUACCCCGAUCUAUUGGAGAAUUAAGUUGGGAAAAAGGAGUUCCUAUAAUGCCAUUUUUUGAAUACAGUAACUAUAAUGUCUCAGCCGGCAGUGUCGGCAGUGUAUAUUUAGUUGUGAAAGGAGAGGCACGAGAAUAUUCGAAACUUCUUUAUCUUUUUGAAAGCAUUGACCUUUCUUGCAAUAAUCUAUAUGGAGAGAUCCCUGAUGAGAUCGGAGAUUUACAGGCACUGCAGAAUCUGAACUUAUCGAUAAAUCAUUUGACAGGACAUAUUCCAGAUCAAAUCGGUAUGAUGCAUGCAUUGGAGUCCCUUGAUGUAGCAAUGAACAACCUUUCUGGGACUAUUCCACAAAGUCUUGCUACACUGAAUUAUCUGAGCUACUUAAAUGUGUCGUAUAAUAAUCUAUCAGGAAAAAUUCCGUCAGGAUAUCAACUGCAGACCCUUAAUGAUCCAUCUAUAUAUAUGGGCAAUCCAUAUCUUUGUGGGCCACCAACUACGCAGAGUUGCUUCACUAAUGAAACAAUUCAUGUCUUUGGAAAAAGGUCGCAUGACCGGUUUGAAAGAUUAGGGCCGGACAUUAGUGUGGUGUUAGGAUUUAUAAUAGGAUUUUGGAUUUUCUGUGGUGUUUUUUUGUUAAGCAGAUCAUUGAGAAUUUCUUAUUUCUCCGCAAUCGACCGCACAUAUGAUAGGCUUUAUGUUGCUGUUGCAUUAGCACUCAUUAGCUUAAGAAGGAGAUUUAGGGAAGUGUAGUUUUUUGCAGUUGCAUUUUAUGAUGCUCGAAAAAACUAAAUAUUAUGUUUCAAUUUACAAAGUUAAUGUACUAGCAUGCAGUGAUGAAACGAUUGCUCUUUUCGGAAUCACUUUAUCUGUGUUUAA
This is a messenger RNA of Ananas comosus (pineapple), 3069 nucleotides long. RefSeq names its product LRR receptor-like serine/threonine-protein kinase FLS2. The transcript has a single exon. Gene Ontology annotation, molecular function: protein binding. NCBI's taxonomy places the organism in Eukaryota, Viridiplantae, Streptophyta, Magnoliopsida, Poales, Bromeliaceae. The coding region runs from base 76 to 2943 and encodes 955 amino acids. The record is from RefSeq and is a predicted model, not a curated record.